Anoplopoma fimbria (sablefish) is the source of this 4134-nucleotide messenger RNA. RefSeq names its product aminoadipate-semialdehyde dehydrogenase (gene aasdh). Bases 45 to 3305 code for a protein of 1086 amino acids. Gene Ontology annotation, biological process: amino acid activation for nonribosomal peptide biosynthetic process. The transcript has 14 exons. The record is from RefSeq and is a predicted model, not a curated record. Gene Ontology annotation, molecular function: protein binding. Lineage: Eukaryota; Metazoa; Chordata; Actinopteri; Perciformes; Anoplopomatidae.
UUAAAAUGCAAUGACAUCUCCAGAGGUUGUUCCUUGAAUGUCUCAUGGUCAGCAUGGCCCCUCGGACUCUGCAGGAGCUCGUAGCCGCCGCAGCCUCUCUGCACCCGGACAGGACGGCUGUGAAACACGACAGCGGGUCGUCUGCGUCCCUGCUGCUGUACAGAGACCUGGUCGGACUGGCAGGUGGACUGGCUCGUGUUCUAAAGAAGAACUGCUCCCCUAAUAAGGGAGUGAUAGGGCUCUACUGUUCUGAUGAUCUGUUCAUGCCUGUCUGGAUUCUGGGCAUCCUGCAGUCUCCUGCUGCCUUCGUCCCUCUGGACCCAGAAGCUCCAGGACUCCUCACAGCCAGAGUCAUGACCCGAUGUGGUCUCAAGUUCUGCGCUGUGAAGACCGACGUCCUGGAGCGGUUCCAGGCCGCUCUCGUUGAACACGCGUCCGUGGAGGUUUGUGCGACGCUGCCAGAGUUCAGACUGACUCUGGUACGAACGGAGCUGCUGAACGUCGCCGAGCAACGAGGACCAGAACAGACCAGAGCUCAGACAGCAGGUGGCGCUGGUCUCUGCAGCGAUCCAGCUGCAGGGCCAGAGGAGGCCGGGCUCAGGGACUUGGCGUAUGUGCUGCACACAUCUGGAACAACUGGACUCCCGAAGAUCGUGAGGGUGCCGCACAAGUGUAUUCUCCCCAAUAUCCUGCAUCUGAGAUCUUUGUUUCAGAUGAGUGCAGACGACGUGGUUCUCCUCGCCUCGCCCUUAACCUUUGACCCCUCGGUGGUGGACAUGUUCCUGGCCUUGUCGUCCGGGGCUCAGCUCCUCGUCAUCCCGACUGUGAUGAAGAAAACGCCGAGUCGGCUGUCUCGACUGCUGUUCAAGGACAACAAGACGACCGUCCUACAGGUCACGCCGACGCUGCUCAGCCGCUUCGGCCGCCGAGUCCUGAAACAGGAAGUGCUGUCGCCCGGCUCCUCGCUGCGGGUGCUGGCUCUGGGCGGGGAGGCCUGUCCCUCACCGGCUCUGCUGAGGAGCUGGAGGCACCAGGACAACACCACCCACAUCUACAACGUCUACGGCAUCACCGAGGUGUCCUGCUGGGCCUGCUGCUACAAAAUACCAGAGUCUCUGCUGAAGACCCACACCUCGCCGUCCUCUGUGCCUCUUGGGACGCCUCUGAUGGACACAACGGUGGAAGUGAGAGACGAACACGGAAGCGUUGUUACCGAGGGUGAAGGACAGGUGUUCAUAGGUGGAGAGGACAGAGUGUGUCUCCUUGACGACGAGGAGGAGGUCGUUGCCGGGACGAUGAGAGCCACCGGAGACCGGGUGGAGGUCAAGGACAAACAGAUGUUCUACCUGGGACGGAGGGACAGGACGGUGAAACGCCACGGAAAACGGGUGAACUUGGACAGCGUGCAGCAACUCAUAUCCGGUCUUCCUCAGGUGGAGGCCUGUGCCGUGGGUCUGCACGGAGCCACUCGGCUGCUGGCCUUCGUCGUGGCGUCCACAUCUGGAGACCAGAGAUCAGCUUCUCCUCCCACAUCUGCACAGGAGCGAGCGGAACCAGCAGCCCCGGCCGAGCUCGGGGAGGACCUCCCGUCUCCAGAUGGAGGUCUGAGCAGACUGAUCCUGAACCAGCUGUCUCUGCUGCUGCCGUCUCACUGCGUCCCCGACACGCUGGUGCUGGUCCCGGCCUUGAGCCUGACUCCUCAUGGUAAAGUGGACAUGGAGGCUCUAAUGAAGACUUACCAAACACAGAGACGGUGUUUACAGUCUUCACCGUUAGAUUUCACCAAACUAAAGAGAACCCUGCAGUCCUUGUGGAAGGAAACUCUUUCUCUUCCUGAGGAUGCGGCCGUCGACGAGGAAUCCAACUUCCUGUCGGGCGGAGGAGAUUCUCUUAAAGCGCUACGCCUGCACGAAGACAUCCUCGCUGCCGUGGGAACGACCUCGCCGGAGCUCCUGGAGGUCAUACUCGACGGGACGUUCUCUGACGUUCUGCGCAACGUAGAGAGAACAGCACUGACGAAGAGCCAGCCGUCGACGACACAGAAACGCCACGCCGAAGAGCCCUUGUUGGUGCUCGCCAAGAGAGAACGCUCAUCAGCAAGGAGGCCGAAGGCGGAGUCGUGGGCUGUGAAAGUUUUAAGACGAGCAGGUGAGGUGACAGAAAUCAGAAAUCAGCAUCCAAACAUCCAGGCUGAUGCUCUCGGAGAGAAAGACUCCCGUGAGAAACGCAGAGGUGACGUUCUGGGCCUCGAUCUGAGCUGGUCCUCGGACACGGGCCGAUGUGUGGACGCCUCCCCGGUGCUUCUAGUGCAACACAGAACCGAUCCCAGGUCAGACGGCGGAAAAACGACAGUGUUCAUCGGCUCCCACUCUCACAGGAUCCAGGCUUUAGACCUGACUGACGGAGGCCUCCUGUGGGAGCGAGUUCUCGGGGACAGAAUCGAAGCCUCGGCCGCCGUGACUCGCUGCGGGAGCCUCGUGGUUAUAGGUUGCUAUGACGGCAGUGUGUACUUCCUGUGCGCUGCGUCUGGGACGACGCGGUGGACUUUCAAGACUGGAGACGCCGUGAAGAGCAGCCCCGCCGUGGACCCCGUCACAGGUCUGGUGAUAGUGGGCUCACACGAUGGGCAUGUCUACGCCCUGGACCCAAAGGUUGAGCAGUGUGUUUGGAGGCGUCACUGUGGGGGUGGAGCUGUGUUUUCCUCGCCGUGCCUCCACCCGUCCCUCAGGCAGCUGUACGCCGCCUCACUGGGAGGUCAUUUACUCUGUCUGAACCCUGACAGUGGAGAGGUCCUGUGGUCGCACAGUCAAGACAUCCCCUUCUUCUCCUCGCCAAACGCCUCCUCCGGUCAGGUGGCCAUCGGCUCGGUGGAUGGAAACAUCUGCUGCUUCAGUAACACAGGAGCACUGGUUUGGCGGUUUCUAACAAAAGGACCCGUCUUCUCCUCCCCGUGUGUCACCCCGGACCGUCAGAGGCUUCUGUGUGGGUCACAUGACGGCUUCCUGUACUGUUUGAACCUCGCCGACGGCUCUCUGGUUUGGACCUUCCAGACCACGGGGAAGGUUUACUCCAGUCCGUGUGUGUUCGAUGGCUCCGUGGCGGGCAGGACGGGGACUCUGGUGGCUCUGGCCUCCACGGACGGAGCAGUCUGGAUCCUGGACGGUCUAGACGGACGGAUGCUGGCCUCGCUCCGUCUGCCGGGGGAGCUGUUCUCGUCUCCGGUGGUUCAUGAGCGCUCCCUCGUAGUCGGGUGCCGCAACGACUUUGUGUAUUGUUUAAAUCUGACCAUCAAAGACGACACAUGACAUGUAUUUCUGGUUUUAUAUUAAAACUCUUUUAUAUCUGUGUCAGAGGGUGCUUCAGGGAAAUAAAUGUUAAUCAAAGAAUGAGUCCUUCAGUUCAGACAUCAGUAUUUAAUUUACAUUAUUCAUAACAUUUUCUGUCUCUUUAAGAAUUUUCUCUUAAGUGGGACAAAAACUAAAUAAAAGUGCAAAUAAUACCAAACAUUAUUCUCGUUACACAUAACACUGCGUACACGACACUAUUGUGCACGAGCAACGUUAGAAAAAACAAAAUGACAAAGUGACUCUUUCUGUCCGAAGCUCUGGUUUCACCUUCUGACUUCAAACAUACAAACAGAUCAUUUAGUGAGUGACAGGGAAUGAGAAUGCUGGAGGGGUUUGUUCUUUUCUUCUUCUUCUUCUUCUUCUUCUUCUUCUUCUUCUUCUUCUUCUUCUUCUUCUUCUUUCAUAGAGGAAAUGCUUGGAAGUGAUGGCCUACAAACACAGGUGUGUUACGGGAGGACAAGCUAAGAGAAUUGUUAUGUUACAAGCAAGCAGGUGUGUUGUGUUGGUCUCCGUUAGAGAAAGCAAAAGGAAGCAGUGUGCAGUUCACUGUGAAGGCCCCGUAACACUAGUGGUCGUCAGUGCUGUGUUCAGGUGCACCCCACCGUGUGGUUCAUGACAGGUUCUUCAGUUUAAUUGUACAAUAGCCUCUUUGACAGCUUUCACAGUCGUCACGGACACAGUGAGAUUAGAGUUUAAAACAAAACAGAGGAAGGAAGGUUUCUCUUUGUACAUGAUGAACGAGGCUCAGAGACGAGAUACAGUGUCGCUUCAACCAUGGACGGAUUAU